Batrachochytrium dendrobatidis JAM81 is the source of this 783-nucleotide messenger RNA. RefSeq lists its product as uncharacterized. The coding region runs from base 1 to 783 and encodes 260 amino acids. Lineage: Eukaryota; Fungi; Chytridiomycota; Chytridiomycetes; Rhizophydiales. The record is from RefSeq and is a predicted model, not a curated record. The transcript is spliced from 3 exons.
AUGUUUAUUGCUGCUGCUAUUGUAUUUGGUCUUGCUACUUCUGCUUUCGCGAUUCCGUCAACUCCGAUUAUAUCGCUGCCUGCCUUUUAUUCGCCCCAAACCGUGGCCAAGUUUACCUCGACUAUUCCCAAUGGUCUGGCUACUUCCAGUUUGACCACUCUUAAAAAUAUUGCCAGCGACCACCUUCACAAGUCUCUUGCUCUUGGUUCAGGAGUGACUAUUGUUCCAUCUGCUUCGUUCCAAGACAACCAUAGCGGUGUGUACCAUAAUUAUGUUACCCAGGCAGUUAAUGGUGUUGUGAUUGCCAAUUCAGUUGCUUCGGUUUCUACUGAUAAAAGCGGAAAUAUCAUCUCCCAAACAAGUUCAUGGGUAAAUGUCCAGUCUGAGCCCAAUCUCGGCAGGUUUUCGAGUUUAAAGACAAUCUCUCCAGUCGAUGCUCUGGUUGCUCUUGCUGCUUCAUUAGGCAUCCAAAUCGACGGGAAAACGCUUACGACAUCGCCUGAUCCAAAUUUCCCUGAAUCACUGGUGAUUCAUGGUGCACAAAGUAUUACCAAUCAAACAAUUACUGUUAGUGACAAAUUGUACAAAACUGCCUCGAGUCUGCGUCCUGUUUGGGAGUGCAGUUUACCAUUGAGCGUGUCGUGGAUUUCUGCUUUUGUCGACAAGGAAACCGGCAAGGUUCUCGGGGCUUCUGAUUGGUCGUCAUCUGCUGUUCGAACUGAAGAUGGCCGUAUUAUUCCUCAAGCAAACUACUUCAUCACCCAACCCUACUGCUGGUCCUGA